AUGGCUAACCGCGACGACUUUCAGAAGCAGCUGGCUGCUCUUGUUGCUGAUGCUAAAGCAAAUAACCUACAUUUUGGCGAUAUCCUGCCAGACAGCCUAAAAGAGCACAUUCACGGGCGAGCGCGAGAGUACAUCAAGGAGCUUGAAGCCCGUGAGAAGGUGUUGCAGGCCGACAAGGACGCCAUGACGAAGGAACUGUACAAGAAGCAAGCGGAAAUCGAUAAUCUUCCUGCAGAGCACGAGGCCCGGAAGGUCGAUUUGCAACAAGCCGAACGCCAAAUUGCUCUCCACAAAGAAAUGUCUGUGAAUCUUACACAGCGUGUGGACCGUUACCGGCGUCAGCUCGACGACAUCGUAGACCAAAAGCAAGCUGAUGUCGCUAACGCUGAGAAGAUCGAGUUCUUGAAAACUCAGACGAAGGACCAGCAAGCUAUCAUCAAAAAGCUCAUGGAAGACAACCGUAAGUCUGAAGCAAUGUUUGAAAUACUACGCGAGGCCGAUGCAAAGGCUCUAGAACGCAAGGACGAACAACUAGCGAAGAAAGACAUCGAACUGGGUGAGAAGAACGUUUUACUUGCCGAACUCCGUCAGAUCGCCUAUGAUGCAGAAACACAUGUCGAUUCCUCUCCAGAUGACUCUUGCGAGCUGCUGGAGGAAAACAUUGUCCUAAUGUCACAAAACGUUUCUCUAUCAGACGACAACGAAGCUUGGAAGGAACAAUACAGCAUCGUCAAGGUUCAACUCAUUGAACUCACGGAACUCUACGAACGUGCUGAAGUACACCAGCGUAACAGAGCCAAGCUCUUUGCUGCUGCUGUAUCUGAGAUAAAGACGCUGAGUCGCUUCUAUAAGGCUGCCUUCAGUGUUUUGAAUGACUUUGCCAACGAUUUCAACGCAGCAAAGGCGAGCGUUCCGUCGCCAAUUGAUGUUGAAAGUCGGCUUCACGCAGCGCAUGAUGCUCUGGCUGGCUAUGCUAGUAUUAGGAAAGUUGUUCGGGCGGACACUGAUAGGCCCAGCAACGAUGAGGAGGAAGUCACACUUUGCAAAGAGCUGGACUCAUUGGGUACAUCAGCCGCAGACUCUAUGAUCAGCAUCGAAGUACUCAGCACUGGUCUUUGGCGCUUUCUUGCCCAGCUGUCUGAUGACCCGAAGCUAUUGUCACAGCUAAACAGUGUUUUGUACCCCAGCGGUACCUCGAACCACCCCACCUUCGCGCUCACAUCGACCGCCGCCAUGUCGGGCGCCGUCGCGACAGCGCGGCCUACCCAGGCUCUACGCGUGCGCCGCGAAUCCCAGCGGCCGGGUGUUGCGCGCGUCGUCACCAAGUCAAACAAUAUUGAGGAUGAGAGCACGAAGCCAGAGCCUAAACUCUACGUGUAUACGCAAGAAGCUAUUCUGGCACGGCACCGCGACAAGCUGCCCUCAAUGCGCGUCUACCUCUUUCCGAACCACUUUCGCAUCAACGACUCCCAAGAGACGCUGACCUAUGCCUCACCCAUGAGGGAGAUCCUCAAUGCCCUGCGCAAGAAGGAGCUUCCUCAUAACAUGCUUGAAGAGCUCUACGCCAAUGGCACGCCGUUCUACGACGGCUGCCUGAUCGUCGAAGUCCACAACUACCGCAACAAUACCGCCAAACCCAAGGACACUGGCAACGGCGUAGGCGAUGGCAACAAGACAGCCUUCUCGAUCCACGUCAAUAAUAAUUUCAUCACCCCAUCACCCUACGGAACGCAUCCGAGUAGCAAGCCUGAGCCUAAGACCAAUGGCGCUGCGGCACAGGCCAAAGAGGCCGGCGACAAAGAGGAUAAGGAAAACAUGCCCGCACCUAGCACGAACGGCGCGUCACAGAAAGUUCCCGCAAGCGGACCAAAAGUCACGACUGUGGUGUUGUUUCCCUCUACGCAGGCUCAGUUGGCCGACAUGUCAAUACUUGCCACUACGCCAGCCACGGACACCGCUGCUCUCAAAAGAAUACAGGCAGCCGGACGCGGCGCAGGGAUGCCGCCCACUCCGCUGACUGCCGUACCGCCCACACCUACCUUUCCUGGAGGGCCCAGCCCAAAACGCCAGAAGAUGAUGAUAGAUGAUAGCAAUGUGCACGAGUUUGAGGCCGAACUACUCAAUGCAACCUGCCCAAAGCUGUACCUGGAACCUACCAAGAGCUUCGCAGAAUCCGUCGCUCUGAUCGAUGCCAUGACCCACCCAAAUAACAAUAACCCACCGCCAGAACGUAAGGCUCGUAAGAGAACCACGGCCGAGCUUGCAGCCGACGAAGCGGAUGCGCAGAAUCUUCAAAGCUUCAUGCUUGCUGGAGAUGAGCAGCAGGCGACCCUCAACAAUACCACUGCUGGUGGCGAUGAGGGUGCCGUACGCGCUGCAGCAAACACUGGGUCUUUCGCACGAUUCAAAACUCUCGCCAGUAUCAAGGCCAAUCAUGAAGAGGCUGACCGCCGCAAGAAGGAAGAGGACGCCCGUCAAGCGCAGGCGAAAAGGCAGGCACAGUUGGAGUCAGAAGCACAGAAGCGGAGGGACAUGGAGGCCAAUCGCCAACAAGCCGAGGUUCAGGAGCAGCGACAGCAGCUGUUGGCACGUCAACAAGCACAGCAGCAGAUGUUACAGCAGAACCAAAUGCAGCAGAACCAGAUGCAGCAGAACCAAAUGCAGCAAAACCAGAUGCAGCAGAAUCAAAUGCAGCAGAACCAGAUGCAGCAAAACCAGAUGCAGCAAAACCAGAUGCAGCAGAACGAAGCUCUCCGAGCUGCACAGGCGGCCCAGAUGUCAAGCGCUGCCGCAGCUCAAAUCUCGCAAACGCCGCAAUCUGCCACACAGAAUCAGUUUUCGCCCAGUGUGCGCCAGAAUACACCCAUGGCAGCGGCAGCAGCCUCGCCUCGUGUUGGUGGCCAAUCAAGUCAUCCCAUGGGAGGUACCCCUAUGGUUGCGACGGCUUCGAAUCAUGCUAUCGCCAGCCCUGCUCGACCCCCAUCGUCCAUCUCGCAUCACCCGAUGGCACGCACUGCUAGUCAGCAACAGGGUUCUAUGAGCCGCACCAACACACCCCAGAUGAUGCAAGGCACACCUGUCAUGAAUUCUGCUAUGCCCAACCGCAACAUGACGCCUACACCACGCAUGAACCAAGGCAGCCCUUCCCUACAGGUGCAAGGUGCAACGCCAAUCAUGAUGCAGACGCCCCAGUCUCAGAAUAUGACCCCUGAGCAAAUGCAAGCGAUGCAAGCGCAGCAGAAUCAGCAGAGAAUGCAGCAGCUACGUCUGCAACAAUUGCAGAAUCAGCAACAGUUGAAUGGCAUGUCUCCUGGCGGUCAGAAUUUGCAGCAAUUGGCCAUGCAAAAAGCGCAGAUGCAUGUACAGUCCCAGGGUAUACCUAACGGGCAGAACCCGCAGAUCUAUCAACAACGCCUUGCGCAGGGUUAUUUCCAGCAGCUCAAACAAGCUCAGGCAGCACAAGCCCAGCAGCAGAACCAACAGCAGAACAUGAAUCACAUGUCGCCUCAGCCCCCCCAGAACACCAUGUCCACCCAGCAAGCUUCGAAUAAUAUGACGAACAUGAGCGUGGCACAGUUACGAAGCCAGUACCAGCAGCGUAAGCAGCACUUGCUGGCAACAUUUGGUCAGCAGGUGCCGCAGCAACAUGUUCAACAGAUGCAUCAACUCGAGCAACUCAUCCGCAACAAAGAACAAGCUCAGCUUCAAGCACAACAACAAAUGGGUCAAAACCAGAUGAAUAUGAACCAGGGUAUGCAAGGUCAAGUUCCAGCCGGUCAAAAUCCUAUGCAGAUGCAACAGUAUCAGCAAGCUUUGUUUCAGCAGCGUGCUCAAGCACAGCGCAACGACCAGCUCAUGCGCAUGCGUCAACAAGCCAUGCAACAAGGUGGCCAGAUGCCCCAGGGCAUGAUGAACAACAUGCAGAGCAUGGGCAUGAACAACAUGCAAGGCAUGAACAUGGGCAAUAUGCAAGGCAUGAAUAUGCAGAAUGUUCAGAACAUGCAGGGCAUGCAGGGCAUGAACUUGGGACAAAUGAGCCAGCAGCAAGUGCAGCAAAUGAUGAUGAUGCGCCAGGCGCAGGCACAGCAACAGCAACAGCAGCGUAUGCAGCAGCAGGGCGACAUGAAUUGGAAUGGCGUGUAG
This is a messenger RNA of Boeremia exigua, 4143 nucleotides long. RefSeq names its product Spt20 family-domain-containing protein. Gene Ontology annotation, cellular component: SAGA complex. The coding region runs from base 1 to 4143 and encodes 1380 amino acids. The record is from RefSeq and is a predicted model, not a curated record. The transcript has 3 exons. Lineage: Eukaryota; Fungi; Ascomycota; Dothideomycetes; Pleosporales; Didymellaceae. Gene Ontology annotation, biological process: regulation of transcription by RNA polymerase II. Gene Ontology annotation, molecular function: transcription coregulator activity.